Sphenostylis stenocarpa is the source of this 2742-nucleotide messenger RNA. NCBI's taxonomy places the organism in Eukaryota, Viridiplantae, Streptophyta, Magnoliopsida, Fabales, Fabaceae. The record is from the annotation of a GenBank genome assembly.
AUGAGUGUCCUUGAACCCGAAGCAGUUGCCUUCCGCGGCUACGAACUUCGCCUCAUUCGCUGCACCCUCACUCCUCACCAAUCUCAUCAGAGUUGUUCCUUACACGAAAGUCAUUCUUUCGAUGCUUCCAUCAACCACCUCUUGAAUUACAUCGAGUGUGGCAACUACAUCGAAGCACUCACCUCCCAACCCUCCUUCCACGCCUUCCGACUCGCCGCCCAUGACUCACCGCAACUCAACGUUCCCGACCUCCUCUAUCCUGAGUUGGUUGAUCGCGCCGAUUCCUUCAUCAGAGGCGCCGCUGCCACCAACGACGUCGUUGAACAGCGUCGGAGGGGCAUGCUCGUCACGUGCACAGCAGUCGCCGCGCUUCUAGGGUUUACUCAAUCCAACUUCACCGGGCCCUUGAAAGGGGCAGAACUACCAAAGUGUCCUCUGCGUUUGGAUGGUGAUGAUGAAGAACGCGACAAUUGGGCGCGGAAUCAGCUUAUGUCUGCUGGUUCUGACUUGCUCGGAAAGUUCUCCAAUCUUCAGUAUAUAGUUUUUGCAAAGAUGUUGCUUAUGAGGGUGAAGGAUAUAGGCGUUGAGAUGGGAAGCCUUGCGUGGUGGCUUGCGAGGGUUUUGCUUACUCAACAGAGGGUUUUGGAUGAGCGGUCUUCUUCCUUGUCUGAUCUCUUGCAUGUGUAUAUGGGCGAAGCUUUGCAGAUGUUUGGCACCAGGGAACAAGUUCAGAGCUACUGGCAGGAUGAUUUACACAAUGGAGAGAGCUCAGCCAUUGUCUCUAUGCUUCAUUUAGAGGCUGGGAUUAUCGAAUAUUUAUAUGGACGGGUUGACUCUUGCAGGAUUUAUUUUGAAUCAGCUGAGAUGGCAGCUGGGCUUCAGCUUUCACUUACUGGGGUACUUGGUUUCCGUACUGAGCACCAGGCAGAACCAAAGGCACAGAUGGUACUUGUUACCAACACAGGUUCAUCAAAUAAUGGGGAUGAUAAUUGUCCCUUAAUGGGUACCGGUAUCCAAACUUGUGAUUCCUAUAAUGGUGAAGAUAAUUGGAAUUUGAAUCACCAUGAAACAUUUGAAGCAUCUGAUAUACUUAGAAUACCGAAGUUGUUAGAAAACGAUGAUGACUCUAGAACUAGGUAUCUAUCUCAAGGCAUAGAUAAUGGUGUCCAUGUUGCUCCCAGUUUGACAGCAACACAGCAAGCUGUAAUUCUGGCAUAUUGCCUUUUGAUUGAAAAGAGCUCCCGACACGAUGAGUUGCAACGAUGGGAAAUGGCACCUUAUAUUGAAGCAAUUGAUUCCCAGAAAAUGUUUUACUUUACUAUCAGGUGUUUAUCCGAUAUUUUACGUGUUCGAUGGGAGACAUCUCGUAGCCGGACUCUGCAGCGUGCCUUACUGAUGAUGGGCAACUUGGUUAAAAAUAUAUAUGAUCCUUCUCCAGCAAUAGCAGAAAGAAUUGCUUUGAGCUAUGCUGUUUGUAUUCCCAGUAUUCCAGCAUUAAGGAAGGAACAUGGGUUACUUAUGGUGCGAUGCGGUUUGAUAGGGGAGGCAGUGAAGGUGUUUGAAGAAUUAGAAUUAUGGUUGUUGGGUAAGAAAGCAACCGCUGUUGAACUCAUCAGGAAACGUCUUUCUGAAACACCAAAUGACCCCAGAUUAUGGUGUUACCUGGGUGACAUUACAUCUAAUGAUGCAUGCUAUGAAAAAGCUCUGGAAGUUUCAAACAAUAGGUCUUCUAGAGCAAAGCGUUCGCUGGCUCAAAGUGCAUACAAAAGAGGAGACUAUAAGACAUCUAAAAUUUUGUGGGAGUCAGCAAUGGCAAUGAACUCUAUGUACCCAGAUGGUUGGUAUGAACUUGGGCUUGCUGCAUGGAAGGCUCAAGAUGCAGAAAAGGCUCUGGAUGCGUUUACUCGCGCAAUUCAACUUGAUCCUAAAAAUGGGGAUGCUUGGUAUUUCAUUGGAAGCUUGCAUUUGGUGAAAAAGAAGGGCAAGGAGGCCUUCAUCGCAUUUAAAGAAGCCUUGAAAUUCAAACGAAACUGCUGGGAAUUAUGGGAGAAAUAUAGCUAUGUUGCUGUUGAAAUUGGCAAUAUCAUUCAGGCCCUGGAAGGUGUACAGAUGAUUUUGGACAUCACGAAUAAUAAGAGAGUUGAUAGUGAAUUAUUGGAAAGAAUCACAGGGGAGGUGGAAAAGCGGCUUUUAGCAUGUAAUAUGCUUCCUUUGGUAACUGGUAAUAAGCCUAAAACAGAUCAGUUAUGCAUUGUUGAUUCUGGAUCAGAAUAUGAAAAGGAAAUAUGUGGAGCAUCUGUUGCAGGAAGAUCACGUGAAACUGAACAAUUAUUAUUUUUACUUGGAAAAGUUUUACAACAGAUAGUUAAAAAUGGGAGUGGAUUUGAACCUGAUAUCUGGGGCUUAUAUGCCAAAUGGCACAAAAUUAAUGGAGAUCUCAUGAUGUGUUCUGAAGCCCUCUUAAAGCAAGUUAGGUCACUCCAGGGAUGUGAUACAUGGAAGGAUCAAGAUCGGUUCAAAAAGUUUGCAAAAGCGUCUUUGGAUCUUUGCCAGGUAUACAUGGACAUGUUUUCAUCUGCUCCUGGUAGUACUAAACAAUUGUCUACAGCUGAGAUGCACUUGAAGAAUGCUCAAAGCUGCUUCUCCGGUACACAAGAGUUCAGGGAUCUUCAAGCUUGCUAUGAUGAAGUUAAAAUUAAACUCCAAUCCAACUCCAUCAAUGCUCAGCUAAAAUCUGGUUGA